CCCUAAACCGCUAGCACCACUUUCCCACCCAACUCGCCAUGGAAGCGGACGAGGCCCCUCACCCGCCGCCGCCGUGGAAGCAGAACAAGUCGGCCGUGGCCAUCGAGGCCUCGUCGGGGCCCCUCGCCUCCGCCGCCGCGCGCCUGUCGGCCCGCUCCCGCGCGAUCCCUCCCGCCCGUGACUUCCAUUUCUACAACAACUUCCCCUCCUUCAAGUCCCCCGUCGCCGCCGCCGCCGCCAGGGCCGAAUCCUCCCUAGGUGUCCUCGCGGCCUCCACGCUCCUCCCCAAACAGCAGCAGCAGCAGCAGCCGCCUUUCCCCACGGAGGAUCUCGACGACGCCUACGACUGGCUUGUCUCCCGCAAUGACGACCUGCUCGAGAUGUUCGCCGCCUCCGCGGACGAGUUCAAGUCGCUGCGGGAGAAGGAGGAGGCCCAAGGCCGGAAGGUCGCGGCAGAAGAGAUGGCUGGGGACGGGUUCCAGGUUGUUUACGGCAAGAAGAAGAAGAAGAUGGGUAUGGGAGAGGAAGGAGUUGGCAGAAGUGAGGCCUUUGGACCUUCUGGUUCGGUUAGGAUGGCCACCAUGCAUAGGGCUGCAGCAUCAGGGCCAAAGCCAAAGGUGCCCUUCCACAUCCCCACCAUCCCACGCCCGCAGGACGUGCACCGCAUUGUGGUGGACAACACUAGCAAGCCAUUCGACCAUGCCUUCCUUGAACGCAGCGAUGAUGGUGCCCGUGCCAUACACCCACUGGAAAAACUCCCCAUGGAGCAACUAUUUGACAGGCGUGUUCCUGAAAGUGAGCCACUAAAACCACCUGCUUUAGAUGACACCCCUUUUACAUUUGUUGAAGACCGGAGAACCUUGGAAGUGUUGGUGACAAAGCUGAAGAGUGCAACUGAGUUUGCUGUUGAUUUGGAACACAACCACUAUAGGUCUUUUCAGGGUCUCACCUGCCUGAUGCAGAUUUCAACUAGAACUGAGGACUUUAUUGUAGACACUCUUAAGCUCCGCAAUUGUCUCGGUGAGAACUUAAGAGAAGUUUUUCAAGAUCCAACUAAGAAGAAGGUAAUGCAUGGGGCAGGUCGUGAUAUAAUAUGGCUUCAAAGAGACUUUGGAAUAUAUGUGUGCAACCUUUUCGACACUGGGCAGGCUUCAAGAAUCUUACAAAUGGACCGCAACAGCCUGGAGCAUCUUCUGCAAUAUUUCUGUGGAGUGACAGCAAACAAAGAAUAUCAGAGUGCAGAUUGGAGGCUGAGGCCACUUCCUGAUGAAAUGACCAAGUAUGCUAGGGAAGAUACACACUAUCUGCUCUACAUAUAUGACUUGAUGCGAUUGCGAUUGGUUAAUGAGUCUUCAGGCGAUGAUCUUCUUUUGGAGGUUUGCAAGCGCAGCAAUGAAAUUUGCUUGCAACUAUAUGAGAAGGAGCUGCUGACCGAUUCAUCAUACCUUUACAUACAUGGGUUGAAAGAAAAUGACUUGAGUGCAAGGCAGCUGGCAGUUCUUGCUGGUCUAUAUCAAUGGAGAGAUGGUGUUGCUCGUGCUGAGGAUGAGAGCACUGGUUAUAUAUUACCCAAUAAGACUCUACUUGAAAUAGCCAAGCAGAUGCCUGUGACCACUGGGAGGUUAAAAAGAACAGUUAAGUCAAAAAAUAAAUUUCUUGAGCACUAUCUCGGACAUGUCAUUACUACCAUAAGGAAUGCUGUCGCAAAUGCCGAUGCUUUUGAAAGUAUAGCUGAGCAACUGAAGAAAGGAAGGCUGGAAGAGUUAAUGGUGGCAGAAGUGAAGGACGGCGCUGAAGACACUGAAAUGAUUUCUGCCGUCGAUGCUGAUAGUAAUGAAAGUAAUCUUCAGCUGAUUGAACCUGUUGUAGCUCCCACAGUGAUUACAAACAUCCAUACUUCUUUCUGUACUGGGAAUGUUACGAGCGGAGCUUCUUUAGGUAAUUUGCAACUAGAUAACGUCACACCUGAAACCAAGAGCUUUGGGGCGUUGCCAGGCGCUACUGGGCAAGCAGAUACAGUGAUACCGAGCAAUAGUGGUCAGCAGCAAGUAAGAGAAUCAUUUGCCUUUGUUUGCUAUAUUUCUUCUGCUGUAUCAGUAUCUAAGCAGCUCCAUUUUCAGGUAAUAAAGGCAACAGUUCAAGUAUCGAAGAGACCUACGGCUUUUGGUGCUCUGUUAGGAAAACCCUCUUCCGCAAGAAGGUCAAAUCUAUUUCCAGGAUUUUCAAGUGACCAGAGUAAAAGCAAGGUGGAGAAGAUCAAGUCUUCCGUGGUACUGCCUUUCCAUCAUUUCUCAGGUGGUGCAAAUCCUGCAGCAACUAGCCUUCCAGUAGCAAAAUCGGUGGAACCUGAAGCGGAAAUCAUGUGCGAUGAUCCUGCUUCUCAGAUGGAGGAAGUGAUCCAGCUGGACACUGGAACAGAUGACCCAGAAAACGGCAACGCAGAUGGACAGAGCGAGUGCAAACCUGGAGACACUGAUGUGUCUAGCUCCCCUCCUGAGCUUUCCUCUGGCAUCGAGCAGCGCUUCAGACCCCUCAACGAGAGCAGAGACCUUCAACAGAAGCACCAAGCACCGGAAGAACCAGAAUUUAACGACCAGCUUAAGGCCUUUGAUUAUGCUGAAGCUAGAAAGAAUACUUCAUUUGGAGAGGUUAGAUCUGAGAGAAGAAAGGACAAUGCAGUGGCCAGGGCAAUCAAUGCGGAUUCUGGAGAUAAACGUAGAAGUUCGAAACAAAUCCCGGGUGGCGGCGAAGAGGAUGAGGGGAAUUUCCAGAAUCCACGAAGGCGACAGGCUUUCCCACCUUCGGGCAACAGGAGUGCCACGUACCAUUAGUUAGUGGAGAGAUGUACUACCGGACCGAGGCAUUGUAUGUAACCUAAAGAGUACAGGUUGAAGUGGAACAGCGCGCAUGAUUUGGCAUUUCUCGGCAAGUCAUUGGAAAUGCUGUUCUGUGAGAUACUAUGGACGCCUGUUUGACGACCAACACAAAAUGGAUCGGCUCCAACCUUCUUCUGGUUGUUUGACUAAUACAAACAAAAAUCUGAUUGAAAAAAGAAACUACUAUGACACAUCAAUUCUCAUGGAAACCAUGCAUUGAUUCCUGUGUUUAUUUUUGUGUAUGUGAUACGGGGGCAAACCCGUGAUUGUCGAUCUUUUCACACUUAGAGGGGAAAGGGAGAAAA
Messenger RNA from Hordeum vulgare subsp. vulgare (domesticated barley), 3181 nucleotides. RefSeq names its product protein RRP6-like 2. The coding region runs from base 39 to 2831 and encodes 930 amino acids. Gene Ontology annotation, cellular component: nucleolus; nuclear exosome (RNase complex). Gene Ontology annotation, biological process: nuclear polyadenylation-dependent snoRNA catabolic process; TRAMP-dependent tRNA surveillance pathway; nuclear polyadenylation-dependent antisense transcript catabolic process. Lineage: Eukaryota; Viridiplantae; Streptophyta; Magnoliopsida; Poales; Poaceae. The transcript has 13 exons. Gene Ontology annotation, molecular function: 3'-5'-RNA exonuclease activity; nucleotide binding; nucleic acid binding. The record is from RefSeq and is a predicted model, not a curated record.